AUGUCGGUUGUGUUGUGGCGUGUGACAGGUACACUUCCCAAGCUCGAUCUUGACCAGGCUUUCGAUUCGAAAGAGGACAUCGCCGUUGCGGUGAAGAACCAACUGGAGGAAGUGAUGAAGGAGUACGGGUACAUGAUCCUGCAGGCCCUGGUGACCGACAUGGACCCGGACCCCCGCGUGAAGGAAGCCAUGAACGAGAUCAACGCCUCCAAGCGGCUGAGAGAGGCGGCCACCAACAAGGCCGAGGCCGACAAGAUCAUGCAGGUUAAGGCGGCUGAGGCAGAAGCAGAGUCCAAGUACCUGUCCGGCGUGGGUGUGUCCAGGCAGCGCAAGGCUAUCGUCGACGGCCUCCGCGACUCCGUGCAGAACUUCGCCGAAGCCAUCGACGGGACAUCCCCGAAAGACGUGAUGGAUCUGCUUCUCCUGACCCAAUAUUUCGACAUGCUCCGCGACGUGGGUCAAUCUUCCCGCGCGGCGACGGUGUUCCUGCCGCACGCGCCGCAGUCCGUGGCAGCCAUCCAAGCCGCCAUGCGCGACGGGUUUAUGCAGGGACAGGCGGGGAGCACCGAGACUCCCCCGCCAACCAUGAAAGAGCACACGAUGGUGCGCUGA
Messenger RNA from Ectocarpus sp. CCAP 1310/34, 612 nucleotides. The record is from the annotation of a GenBank genome assembly. NCBI's taxonomy places the organism in Eukaryota, Phaeophyceae, Ectocarpales, Ectocarpaceae.